This is a messenger RNA of Seriola dumerili (greater amberjack), 3663 nucleotides long. It is a transcript of the gene susd6, whose product is annotated as sushi domain containing 6. The record is from RefSeq and is a predicted model, not a curated record. The coding region runs from base 260 to 1438 and encodes 392 amino acids. Lineage: Eukaryota; Metazoa; Chordata; Actinopteri; Carangiformes; Carangidae. The transcript is spliced from 7 exons.
CCUCACAGAGAGUGUUUCCGCUCACCUAAAAUAAAGAGCUGACGAGCCGAGGACGCGGAACAACGGAGCAGUACUGACAGAACUAGACGACGAAAACAUUAUAUUUUUGUUUUAUUUUGCCACAUUCUCGUUUGGGUGUCUCCAUCUGAACAACCGUUAAUGCCUCGAAUGUGAACGAGAGAGAGGGGAGAGGCUCGCUGCUGGUAACCUUUACGUUGGUUAAGCCGUAGAGGACUCUCGCUGGUCGCCAGAAGAAAAGAUGUGCGAUGGAAUGGUAGCGUUUCAGACGAGAGCCCUGUCCUCCUCUUCUUCUCCCUCCACCUCCUCCUCCUCUCUAGCCCACAGGCUGGCUGCCUCUGCGCUUCUCCUCCUCUUCGCCCUGCUCCCUCAUGGUCACGCAUCAGGUUGUGCGCGGCCUCCCGGCGUGCAGCACGGAGACCUGCUGAACCAGACCGAAGCUAACCGGGGAUCUUUUGCCCCGGGCACCCUACUGACCUACGGCUGUGAGCCAGGCUACACUGCAGAUGGACCCACCACCAUCAUUUGCACCAGUUCCGGAGCCUGGUCCCAUCAACCACCACGCUGCAUCAGAAGUAACGUGUGUGCACCCCCCACUGAACCAGAGAACGGGGGCUACCGCUGUCACCCAUCUCCCUGCCACCGCCUCACCCAGAAGACCGUCAUCGAGUACUUCUGUGACGAGGGCUACGCUCUGAAGGGAGACUACAAGUUCCUCACCUGCCAGAACGGCGAGUGGGACGGUCCCAUGCAGAUUAGCUGCCGACUAACGCAAGACAAAGAGCCAACUUCUCCGCUGGGUAUACCGGCUCUGUCUAUUGUGGCAUCCACAGCAAGUUCUGUGGCACUCAUCCUGCUUUUAGUGGUGCUAUUUGUUCUUGUCCAGCCAAAACUCAAGUCCUUCCAUCACAGCAGGAGGGAGCAGGGAGUCUCAGGACAGGCCAGUUCCAUCAUGGUGGAGGGUGUCCAGGUGACACUUCCCUCCUAUGAAGAGGCUGUAUACGGAAGCAGCGGACCCUGCGGUGCUUCUGGUCCUCCUCCUUCUCCACCACCUCCUCCUGCUCCUCCAGAGUCUCGAGUCCCCAUCGUGCUCUCUGAGGGGCUUCCUCAGGGGGCCACGGGAGGCCAAGGCCCCAGAAGAACCCGCCACCACAGAGACUUAGACUUCUGUCUCCCAUCCACCUCCUCCUCAUCAUCCUUCUCCUCCCGCCGUCAUGCAGAGACGGUGCUGGUACAUCAGGCCCCCUCUUCCUCCUCCUCCUCCUCUUCAUCAUCAUGGGCUAGAGAGCACCCUGGGGGUGCAUGUGCAGGCCCCCUACCUCUCCGUAGAGACUCUGAGAGCAGUGACCAGAACAGUCUGCUUUCUGUUACCUCUACGGAUGAAUUUUCUGAUGAUAUUCCCCUGCUGAAGGAAGCAUGAAGCUUGCCAGCCUGCUAUCAGCAUCGGCAGCAGAGCCCCUCUUUCAGUAUCUGUCACUGCUGACCAGGACUGACUGUGGCUGUCAACCUACUUCCCCCGACUCCCCUCAGCAGCCAGCAGAGAAAAUACUAGAACUAUGCCCAUUCCCUAUUGCAACCUCUUCUACCAUUGCUACCCAUGCAGAGCAAAGCCAACAACCAACACUCACUGCAUCAUAAGCAGUGAUGGAGCACCACUGGACCCAGCUACUGGAUCAGACUAAAGACAAGUCAGACAAAUAAAGUGGGGCCAGCUCAACAUAAAUCCUGUAGAUCCUAUGUAUAUGAGUAAAACAUGCAUACUGAGUCAAGGUUGUGUACUAUAGGCUAUGUACUACCAUACACUUGCCUCCUCCCAGGUGUAGUUCUCUAUAUUAACAUUGCUCGCAAUCGAGACACGUCGACUCUGUCUGGGAUUACUGUGGAUAAAAAAAAAAAAAAAUAACGUGAUGUUCGCUCCUGAUGCUGUGGAGCUCAGAAUCAGAACCGUGUUCCCGCUGUACUUGAAAAGUUGUGAGUGACGGGCUGGGUUUUUAUGGCCCUCUUUGUGAAUGCUGCAUGUUGUUUUUAGUUAUUGCUGUCACAGCACAGUCCGAAUGAAGCAUGAAGCCUCCUCCGUCUCUCUCUAGCUGUCUAGCUAUCUGUGUAUCCGGUUGGCGUCUAGCAUAUGGAUUAGUGGGAUUGCGAACCACUUCACAAGAGCUAAAAGCAGGGUGCAGCAUUUUACGAAGCACCAUAUCACAGCUAUAAAAAUACCUGCUCCUUUCUUUUCUGUUGCCAGCUGCACUCAGUAUCUGGAAGGUGCUGCUUCUGUCGCAUGAGUGGGAUUGAUUGGUGUUUUGGUUCCAGGACUGUGCUACACAUCUUACUUGUAUAAGGAAAGGGAGACAUGAUGUCACAUUCUGUCUGAAAGCUGAGGAAAGGGUUGUCUUUGAACAUGGUGACUGGGCACACUUACAGGUUGUUUGUGUUUAAUUUUCUUCCCACUUAUUUAUUGUUUGGUGUGUGGCUCAGUUUGCUCUGAGUUGUUGAAUCUGAGUCCAUGUGUGUGUGAGUGUGAGUGUGAGUGUGUGUGUGUGUGUGUCUGUGUGUGUAUCUUUGUGUGUCAGCUAGGCAGGAGAGGAUAUGUCCUCAUAUGGUAGGCCUCGAUACAGCCAUUUCCUGAUUUGCCUCUCUUCAGAUCAGAGGCUGGCUUCACAAUGUCCCCUGUCUUUCACCAUAGGAAAAUAUCCCUCCCAGCGUUGAAUUAGUCACAUGAACAAACCAGCGUCACUUCAGGCAAUGAGUCCACUACACAAUGUGUGUAUUAUUCAUGCACUCUCAAGCUAGAAUAUUUAUAAUUUUCUGCUGAAUGGCUGGAAAACACAAGUCUCCUUAGAGGAACUGGCUCUCGCCCACCUUCACACUGAACUGAAGACUCUCCACUUUUGUGCAUUAUUGACACAACUGCAACUGGUUGCAGUGAAAUGAUAAAGUUUUUGUUAUAUAGCACCCCACCCCCGCCACAUACACUCACUCAUCCCUCUAAUGCCAAGUGCAAAGUUAAGAGAGAAUCAUGUUAUUUUGUUAGAAGUCAUCCUCUGUUUUCAUUGCCACUUGGAAAGCUUUGGUGGUUGAGCUGGUCACCGUGGAAACAGCAUGACUCAGAUGGAUCCUGAGAAUCACUUUUCAAGCUUAACGGCUAAGAAAAAACACAACACGACGACCUGAAUUUCUGUUGUCAAUUUUAUUUGGCAUUCGUGGCUGUGUGUCAUUGUCAACGGCUACAUUAUUAAUGCAAACAGAAUGUUGCCUUAGACUUGUACAUUUUCUUUUUCUUUUUUUUUUUUUUGAUGUAUAAUCUUAAGCCUCCGCGUUGGUUGCUUUACGAUAUUGCAACAUGUUCUUUUUUCCCAAUGGCCUUACUCUGUUCUUUUCUAUUCUAUGCAUAAACUGUCUUUGUGUAUUUAUCAAUGAAUUUACUUCUGUUGUGGUGUGGACACGACUAAACGAAUGUCCAUCCCUCUCUGUCCUCCCCUAGCUUUUCCAGCUACUGUGAUGAUGAUGAUGAUGAUGAUGAUGAUGAUGAUGAACCUAUAAGUACCUAUAUUUCACUAUUCCUUUGCUUCUCUUUUGCUACAAGGCAUUAAAAAAUGAUGGGAUUGAAAAGAAAAAAACUGAAAUUAACUUUGCGUUCAGAAGCACUGU